CUGCGCUGCCCCGCUGCCGGCGCGGGGCGUCCCUCCCCGCCGACCCCUCCGGCCCGCGCCUGGACUCUCUCGCGAGCCAGGCCGGUUCCACCCGGCCCGCCAGCCCCGGGGGCGGCCCCUUUCGGAGGGCGGCCCCCAGACGGAGGCGCGAUCCUCGGGAGCCCGGCCCGGCCUCCCCGGAGCUCGCGCUGUGCGGACUCGCCUCGGAGGCUCCCUGCGCGGCGGAGAGAUGCCUGCCCCAGAAAGGAGGGGGUGGGAAGGGAAGAGAAGCAGGGAGAGCAGGAGCCGGGCCGAAGGCGGGAGGAGGAAAAGAUGGAGAGCGAGAAAGGCGGAGAAAAGAGGCGAGGGAGAGAAGGCAGAAGGCAAAGAUAGACGGGAUGGAGGGAGGGAUGUCCUCGGGCCUGGUCCCUUUACUGGGUUUCGUCUAGCAGGUCCCUCACCGGCCCAAGGACAAGGCUCGCCAAACUGCACCUGUCUGCUGCCAGCCCCAGGGCUGGCUUUCAGACCAAGGGCAAGUAGAGGUCGGAGCCUCCCCAGAAGCCACACCUGAUCUGGUGGAUAAAGAAGAGGCUCCAAGCUUGCACAUGAAUGAGAGCACCACGGUGGGGUGGGCCAGAAAAACCAAAAGUGUACCAAGGUGUCCGGGUGAAGAUCACGGUGAAGGAGCUGCUGCAGCAGAGAAGGGCGCACCAGGCAGCCUCAGGGGGAACCCUGUCUGGAGGCAACAGUGUCCAGCUUUCAGACCCAGUUGCACCAUCUCCUGCAGGACUGUGUUUUGAGCCUGAGCCGAUUUCUUCCACGCCUAAUUAUUUUCAACCCCGAGAAUUUUCCAGUUGUGUUUCUUGUGAAGAAAACCCGAGCUGCCUCGACCAGAUCUUUGAUUCCUACCUUCAGACGGAGACACACUCGGACCCUUCGCUCAAUUCCAUGCAAAGUACUCCACACUAUUUCCCAGACAGCUUCCAAGCUGCCCCUUUCUGCUUCAACCAGAGCCUGACCCCAGAAUCGCCUUCGGAUUCCUCCACUCUCUCUGGUUCCUUAGACUGCAGUUACUCGCCGGCUCAGCUACCUUCAUAUGCUCCAGAGAAUUACAAUUGCCCCCCUUCUCUGGACACCAGAAACUGCGGCUAUCCUUCAGAAGACUAUUCCUACCCUCUCUUGCCCUCACAUGCCCAGUACGACUGCUUUUCCUCGGCCGCCACUUCGGUCUGCUACUGUGCAUCCUGUGAGGCAGAACACUUGGACACCAUCAGAGCGUCAGAGUAUUUUUCCUAUCCCAGCACAGACUGUGUGAACUUUGCUCCCUCAGCAGCAGGAACCAGUGAUUUCUAUAAGAGGGAAACAAACUGUGACAUCUGCUAUAGUUAAUAGAGAUUACAUUCAUUUGGAACAUGGCAUGUGUAUAUCUAUUUUUCUACCACACCAAAUGACAACCGAGAUGUGCGACCUGUUAACAAAAUAUCCAAGCACAGCUUACGUGCCACCAUUUUCAAUUUUCUGAUGCUAACUUAGGCAUUAACAUGAAGUCCUCAGACCUGGUCAUGAUUCCACUCCUACUUUGUAUGCUGAUAGUUAAAAUUUUUGUAGGGAAUACUCAAUUGUUUUACUUUUCUGUGUAACGAACAAAUUCUAAUUUUUUUACUAAUAAAUAAUUUUGUAUUAUUAAA
Messenger RNA from Equus caballus (horse), 1667 nucleotides. It is a transcript of the gene POU2AF3, whose product is annotated as POU class 2 homeobox associating factor 3. Gene Ontology annotation, molecular function: POU domain binding; DNA binding. NCBI's taxonomy places the organism in Eukaryota, Metazoa, Chordata, Mammalia, Perissodactyla, Equidae. The record is from RefSeq and is a predicted model, not a curated record.